CCAAGCUCGAGCUCAAGAUUUCCCCACCGUCGCCCGACUCGUCUUCCUCGUCCUCCAAGCACACACCAGUACACCUCUGCAGUCAAACCAAGCAAGGUCGCCCAGAGGCUAGCACUGUCGUCGCCAAAGCUUCAGGUGCUUGCCCGACUUGGCCUGCCGUCGAGCAGUCUGGUUAUGUAUGUGGCCGCCCGCGGCUUGGUCGACCGACCUCUGCUCGAUGAGUCCUCAUCUGAUUGCUCUCUUGGCCCGCAGCUUGGCAGACAAAGCUGACAGGGCUGCAAACUAGCAGUCAGGCAGUCAAGCUGCUCUGCUGCCGUGGCAUCCACGGCAUGCGGAGGAUUCAGGGGGUUCGGCUCAGGGCACACUGCCAGACUGCCAGAUUGGCCAAAGCCCCAGUGGCCCCCAGCUAGCCCAGCGUGGCACGAAUUGGCAGAAUGGACAUUCACGACAGCAACAAGUCCGGCAGCCAACCAACUGGAGAUCGACAGCCUUGCUACUGCAGAUCUGAAGAUGGGGCGCCACCAAUUUGCAGCCAGACAAGACGUGGCUGGUCAACGGCAAACGCCAAACGGCCGAAGGGCUGCUCAAGACCAGAGAUCUUCAGACCGUUGCCAGCCAUUGAGCCAUUGUGCACUGUUCGCCGUCUCACAGCCAGCCGCUGAUCCAAUGCUGCCAGGCUGGCCGUGACCAGCUCGCUCCUGAAGCUCCCGGAUCUCCUGGGCCAGACACUCGACUGGCAUCUGCACCGCAUUGCAUCUCGGUGAUCGUCCACCGCAUCGACCGUCGGCUAAGCUUAUUUCUCUGAAGUGAGAGGAUCACCCUGCCAAGGUCUGCCAAGGGUUUAGUGGCCCUCUGACCCUGGUUUACCGACAUCACUCUCUCCGUCUGCCAGUCUGGUCCAGAGCCUCGCAGCCUGUCUGUGCCGUCUUGCGACAACGGCUCUGCUGCUCCUUCAUCAACCACUCAACCCCUGAACGCUGGCACGCCGUCCUGCCAGUCCCCACCUGUCUUUCUCGGCACCAGGCUCUGAUUCGUCCUGCUCCUGUUGAUGACUGCUGUUUUGGGCAACCUCCACCGCAUCUGAGCUGCGCCCAUCCAGCCGCCCACCUGCCCUGCAGAUUCUGCCCCUGUUCGCGGGUGUUGGCUUGUUUCAAACACGCGCUAUGCCCUGCCGUCUUCCAGCCGCAUCCUGCAACAACCUGCACAGGACCGCCGACGACAUGCCAACAUGUUUCCGUCCAUAUUGCGCCAAGUAGGCUGCCCCGAGGAAACACGUCCAACCAUCAUCGGACGGCCGGCCAGCUGCCCAGCUGCCCAGGUACAGACCGUACAGCAGACGGCUUGCCAGCUUGCCAGCGUGCUUGACUCUUGCGCCUAGCCCAACGUCAUCCGGACCACUUCAGGUCAACCCCCUGAGCCUGCGCAUGCUGCAGUGCGCCACCAGCCGCGUCUCCUUCGAGCUUGGUGGCUGCUGUCAGCGGCGCCUCAGACCUCAUUGGGCCACAUCUUGUGGCACCUGGGCGCCGCGCGUGAAUCUCUACGCAGGAUGGAGUACGGAGUAGUUGCCCUUGCCCUUGCCGUACCCGUCCUACCCGGGGAAGACACAAUCUCGCUCACGUGUGCUUGAGCGGCCCAAGUGGCCCUGUCCAGGUGUUUCCUAACCUGGCAGUUCUUGGGUCCCCCCGAACAUCAUAUGUGGACACCCGAUGAUGAUCCACUGCAUUGCUCUAGUGUACGGUGACUUCGCUUGCUCCUCUGGGCUGGCCCCUAACCGGAUUGGCCCAGUCCACUCUGAUCAUCUUCAUAUUAAAAAGGAGUUGAGCCGCCCGUCACGCUCCGUGCCCCGAUCUUUCUCUCCCCAGAGACCCCAAAUAUCAAUAUUUACUUGGAAGUAUACUCUCGUCACUCUUUGCCUUUUCUUACUUCGUUUGCUUCAGGGUCGCACGGUCGUUCCUCGAAGUUGCUUCGCAUUUCCCGCUGUCACUCUCUGAUAUCUUAAUUAUUCAUUCGCUUCCUUAUCGGCUUGUCCUCUUUGAGUCUCACCCGCAGUAAUAUCUCCAAACAAAAUGCAGCCAACAACCUCUUUCGCCGCCUUCCUUGCGGCUACUAUGGCCGUCGUUGACGUCGCCACGGCUUUCCCAACCAUCCCUCCUAGGGUCCCCGUCCCGAUCUCUGGCACCGCCUCGGUCUCUGGCACCGCCUCGCUGAAGCAGGUUCGCAACCUCAAGCACAGGGGUUACGGUCCCAACCAACUCGCAAAGGCCUACCUCAAGUAUGGCGCCGCCGUCCCCCAGGAUCUGUCCGACGCCGUCUCUCGCAUCCGCAACAAGAUCAUGUCCGAGGUUCAGGGUGUUCGUCUGCCCAAGUUUCCCAUCAAGGACAAGAGGGCCACUGGAUCUGCGCCCGCUACCCCUGAGGAGUACGAUGUCGAGUACCUCACACCCGUUCAGAUCGGCACCCCUCCUCAGACGCUCAACCUCGACUUCGACACUGGCUCUUCCGACCUGUGGGUUUACUCUUCCGCCACUCCCCCCAGCGAUGUCAAGGGACAGGAGGUGUACCACCCCGAGGAUUCCAACACCAGCUCCAAGCUCCAGGGCUCGACUUGGGACAUCAGCUAUGGUGACGGCAGUUCUUCCAGCGGUCACGUCUACUACGACAAUGUGACCGUUGGCGGCCUGUCUGUCUACCCAAUGGCCGUUGAGGCCGCCACCGACGUCUCCCCCGAGUUCACGGCCGACUCUGACAUUGACGGUCUGCUCGGUUUGGCUUUCAGCAAGCUCAACACCGUUUCGCCCAGGAAGGAGAAGACCUUCUUUGAGGCUGCCAGGCCCAAGCUCGACAAAUACGUCUUCACUGCUGACCUGAAGGCUGGAGAGCCCGGUACCUACAACUUCGGCUUCAUCGACGAGACUGCUUACACGGGCGAGAUCGAGUACAUUCCCGUUGAUUCUUCCCAAGGCUUCUGGACCUUCAACACGACCGGCUACCAGGUCGGCUCAAACGCCUACACGUCGGCCCCCAUCACCGGAAUUGCCGACACCGGCACCACUCUUAUGCUGCUCCCCAAGGACGUCGUCGAUGCUUACUACGACGCCAUCAAGACUUCCAGCUACGACCGGGUGAACGGUGGUUACGUCUUCCCCUGUGACACCGACCUUCCCGACUUCAGCUUCGGCGUUGGCAAGGCCACCGUCACCGUGCCUGGCAGCUACAUCAACUACGCACCGGUUGACAGCGCCAACAGCAGCUGCUAUGGUGGUAUCCAGGACGACAGCGGCAUUGGCUUCGCCAUCUUCGGCGAUGUCGCCCUCAAGGCCUCGUUUGUCGUCUUCGAUGGCGAGAACGAGCAGCUCGGCUGGGCCAACAAGAAGCUUUGACUCCCUGACGGGAGGCAGGUUACUCACCAGCCCGUCGAGGUGACGACCAUUACGGUCUACGAGACCUACUAGACAAGCUGGCGGGGGCUCGCCUCCUGUAUCGCGUGUGCGUGUAUGUGCUUGCUUCAGCGUCGGCGUUUUGAAACGGCAUUGUACUAUACAAACAAUUUUCGGGGAUUAUCUCGCAUCUUUGACCAGCGGUCAGUUGCCACAGAUAUUAGUCGGGGACCAAGGAAUGGGGAAUCAUCUGAGUAUUGAGGGAGAUGGGGGUGAAGACCUGAUGUCAGAGGUCUCAUGUUUACAAGAUGGAUGUCGCGGUGUACAACGUGGGAGCUCUGAAGAUGCCUCACACUCAAGAAUUGUGUACGACCAGGGAGGACGUUGUUGGUUCGGGCGGAGACACUGGGAGCCCUGUCCCAAAUUUUGCUGUAUAGAUUUUUCUCUUUUCUGGCAUGUAAAUACACCGUUGCCCUUGCAACGGUAUGCCUGUCUAUAAUCACACACCACACUGGCAGCUUGUUGACAAGAAUUGAGCCGUGCAGCUUCCCCCAGCAUAGCAGCAGAAGUCGUGGAAUUCCAUUCUUAUGUCGCCGCAGGAUAGUGGACGACAAAUCUCA
Messenger RNA from Diaporthe batatas, 3997 nucleotides. RefSeq lists its product as uncharacterized. Gene Ontology annotation, molecular function: aspartic-type endopeptidase activity. Lineage: Eukaryota; Fungi; Ascomycota; Sordariomycetes; Diaporthales; Diaporthaceae. Bases 2067 to 3380 code for a protein of 437 amino acids. The transcript has 2 exons. Gene Ontology annotation, biological process: proteolysis. The record is from RefSeq and is a predicted model, not a curated record.